UUCCAACAUGGCGGCCGGAGCGCUGCAGCUGGCUGUGGCUCUCCUGUCUCUCUUCAGUGCGGUUUUAAGUUUCCCUCUCGGACCGGAAACAAAACACACAACAACAUGUGGAUACGAGUCAUGUCAUGCCACCAAACCCAACAUGCUGAAUGUCCACCUGGUCCCUCACACUCAUGAUGACGUGGGCUGGCUCAAGACCGUGGACCAGUACUUCUAUGGAGACCGUAACGACAUCCAGCAUGCGGGGGUGCAGUACAUCCUGGACUCGGUGGUGGAUCAGCUGUUGAAGAACCCGGACAGGAGGUUCAUCUACGUGGAGACGGCGUUCUUCUACCGCUGGUGGAAACGGCAGAGCUCCAGCACGCAGCAGACGGUCAAACAGCUGGUGAAUGAAGGGCGUCUGGAGUUCGUGAAUGGGGGCUGGUGCAUGAGUGACGAGGCCACUACUCACUACAGCGCCGUCAUCGACCAGAUGACCAUAGGCCUGAGGUUCCUCAACGAGACGUUCGGGGCUUGCGGUCGUCCCCGGGUGGCCUGGCACAUUGACCCGUUUGGCCACGCCCGUGAACACGCCUCCAUGUUUGCACAGAUGGGAUAUGACGGAUUCUUCUUCGGCCGUCUGGACUACCAGGACCGGAUGCACAGGAUGGUGCAGAAGGAGCAGGAGCUUCUGUGGAGAGCCUCGGACAGCCUCACCCCCCCCACGGCCGACCUCUUCACCGGGAUCCUUCCCAACGGUUACAACCCGCCCGAGGGCUUCUGCUGGGACCAGUCCUGUGAUGACCCACCAAUCAGAGACGACCCUGACCUGGAGGACUAUAAUGUUGAUGAUGUGGUGAUGCGCUUCCUUACAAUCGCCACCAGUCAGGCCACGGUGUAUAAGACGAAUCACAUCAUCAUGACCAUGGGCUCAGACUUCCAGUACGAGAACGCCAACCUGUGGUACAAGAACCUGGACAAGCUGAUCCACUACGUCAACGCCCAGCAGGCCAACGGCAGCAAAGUCAACGUGCUCUAUUCCACCCCGUCCUGUUACCUCCAGGAGCUGCACCGAGCGAACCUCACCUGGGCUUUGAAGACGGACGACUUUUUCCCUUACGCAGACAGCGCUCAUGAUUUCUGGACCGGCUACUUCACCAGCCGACCGGCACUGAAGCGUUACGAGAGGAUCAGCAACAGCAAUCUGCAGACGUGUAACCAGCUGGAGGUGCUCGGUGGCCCCGCCUCCAGGCAGGGACCCUUUGGGGAAGGCGAGAGCCAGACCAUGAAGAAGGCCAUGGCGGUGGCUCAGCAUCACGACGCCGUGUCGGGCACUGAGAAGCAACACGUGGCCAACGACUACGCCAGGAGGCUGGCUAACGGCUGGCAGCGCUGUCAGGUUUUGGUCAGUAACAGUCUGGCUGCUCUGAGCGGCUCGUCUGCCAAGCGGAUCUACUGUGACAACCUCAACAUCAGUGUGUGUCCCCUCACCGAGUCCAGCAAAAAGUUCUCAGUCAGCGUGUACAACCCUCUGGCUCGGCCCGUCACUUGGCCCGUCAGGCUGCCCGUCAAUGGAACAGCGUACGCGGUGUCUGAUGCUAACGGCAAAGCUGUGGACUGUCAGGUGGUUCCGGUGUCCAGAGCCACUCGGGAGGUGAGGAGGAACCGGGGCUUCGCCGUCAACGAGCUGGUGUUCCAGGUUCAGGCUCCUCCUCUGGGCUACAGCACCUACUCCGUGUCCCUGCGUCUGGCGGGACCUCCGCCGGCCUCCGCGCAGCCUGGCGCCCCCACAGUGAUUCAGAACAAGUUCCUGCGGGUGACCUUUGACCCAGAUACCGGCCUGUUGAGCAGCCUCAGUAACCUGGAGACCAAACAGAGCAUCAAGCUGACGCAGAACUUCUACUGGUACAACGCCAGUGACGGCAACAACUUGGAGAGUAACCAGCCCUCAGGAGCGUACAUCUUCAGGCCCAACUCGUCCACGCCGUUCGUCAUCAGCCGGACGGCCAAGACCGAGACGAUCCAGACCUCAGUGGUGCAGGAGGUGAGGCAGCGGUUUGCUCCCUGGGUGUCUCAGGUGGUUCGUCUCCACGGCGACAGCAGAGCUCUGGAGCUGGAGUGGACGGUCGGACCGCUGCCCAUCGACGACGGCCUGGGGAAGGAGGUGAUCACCCGUCUAGACACCAGCAUUAAAACCUCAGAGAUCUUCUACACCGACUCCAACGGCAGAGAGGUGCUGCAGAGAAAGAAAGACUUCCGUCCAACAUGGAAUCUAAUGCAAUCAGAGCCCAUCGCUGGAAACUACUACCCCAUCAACUCCCGCGCAUUCAUCAAGGAUGAUGUGGACCAACUCACCGUGGUGACCGAUCGCUCUCAGGGAGGAGGCAGCAUCCACAACGGCUCUCUGGAGAUCAUGCUCCACCGCCGCCUGCUGUACGAUGAUGUCCGCGGCGUUGCCGAGCCGCUCAACGAGACCUCCCAAAUCUUCCCAGAGGGGCUGGUGGUCCGCGGCCGCCUCCUGCUCUCCCUCGACCCCCCGUCCGUCGCCGCGGACACACACCGGCCCCUGGCGCAGGAAGUGGUGCUGCAGCCGCUGCUGACGUUCGCCAACGGAGAUCUGAGCCCAAACACCCGACUGGAGUUCUCAGGUCUUCAGGCUGCGCUGCCCCCUGCUGUCCACCUCCUCACACUGACGCAGUGGGACAAAGACUCGGUGCUGCUCAGGCUGGAGCAUCAGUUCCAGAGCUGGGAGAGCAAAGUGAACUCACAACCCGUCACCGUCAACCUGCAGAAGCUGUUUUCCACUCUGGACGUGCUGGGCGUGUCUGAGCUGAACCUGUCAGCCAAUCAGUGGAAAGAGGAGAUGAUGCGUUUCAGCUGGACGCCACAGAAAGAGGAGAAGCCCCUGCUGAAGAUGUUCCAGGACCCCUCCACGUGGGAGGUGACCUUGAGGCCGAUGGAGAUCCGAACCUUCCUGCUCAGGGUCAGCCUCAGAUAGCCAAUCACACGCUUCAGAUUUUUUUUUUUUUGCGAGAAGCCACAAAAUGAAUAAGUGAUGCAGUUACAAUCAAAUGAAGUUCCUGUGACCUCCUGGCUUGGGUUUGAUUCCACCAAGCGAGGACUGUCGUGCACCGGAUUAAAAAAAAAGAAUGAGCGGUCGUGUUCGCAGGUUGAUUCUGAACGCAGACACGCGUGCGUUCAAAUGCCAGCAAUGUUAAAUCAGAUCAACGCUGUGGCCUUGUGUAUCCGGAAACAUGUGAAAAUCCGGUUUGUUACGAUUUUAAACGACGAAAUGAACCAGACGUUCAGAUGUUUUUUGGAAACCUAAGCUGCGGUCAGAGCCACUGAAUGUCUGAACAUGUUUCUCAUUGGAGGCAUUUGUACAGUAUUAGCUGAAGCUGCCUUUUUGUAUUUAGUACAGACAUCAAAAAAUAAAAAAUCAACAAGAGACAAUACAAGUAAAAUCUCUCUGAACCCGGAACAUUUUCUCUCUACAAACUGGUGCCAACAUGUUUCUAUCUGUCUGCCUGAUGUGUGCAAUAAGUGUUGACUUUUCUACUUCUGCCAAUGUGUGUGUGUAUAUACUUUGAUUUUUAUACUGAUCAUCAAGCAGCUCAAUAAAAUCUAUCACUUACUGUA
Molecule: messenger RNA, 3618 nt
Organism: Seriola dumerili (greater amberjack)
Lineage: Eukaryota; Metazoa; Chordata; Actinopteri; Carangiformes; Carangidae
Gene: man2b1
Product: mannosidase alpha class 2B member 1
Exons: 23
Coding region: 8-2977 (989 amino acids)
Biological process (GO): mannose metabolic process
Cellular component (GO): lysosome
Molecular function (GO): carbohydrate binding; alpha-mannosidase activity
Source: RefSeq, a predicted model, not a curated record